This is a messenger RNA of Botrytis byssoidea, 1494 nucleotides long. RefSeq lists its product as uncharacterized. Gene Ontology annotation, molecular function: alcohol dehydrogenase (NAD+) activity; metal ion binding. The transcript has 4 exons. Gene Ontology annotation, cellular component: mitochondrion. Bases 1 to 1494 code for a protein of 497 amino acids. The record is from RefSeq and is a predicted model, not a curated record. NCBI's taxonomy places the organism in Eukaryota, Fungi, Ascomycota, Leotiomycetes, Helotiales, Sclerotiniaceae.
AUGUCGGCCAUACGGGUUGCUCCUACGAAAGCCGCUCGAGCUAUGAAUCUCCUCCGCACAAUUCAAUACACGCACCCGCCCUCCUGUCCCUGCCACAACAACCCCUCGCACCAUCACCACCACCCUAGCUCCUCUCUUCUCUCGCAAACCAAGCGGAAUCUCCAGCGUAACUAUGCUACGCCUAUGGAUCCUACUCGCGAAAAAGAAUAUGCGUUUGAGAUGGCGGCUUCGUCGAUACGAUUUGGACCGGGGGUGACGAGGGAGGUGGGUAUGGAUUUUAAGAAUUUGGGGAGUAAGAGGGUGCUUGUGGUGACGGAUAAGGUGGUGCAGGGGCUAGAGGCGAUGAAGCAGGUUAGGGAGGGUCUUGGGAGGGAGGGAGUGGAGUUUGAGGUUUAUGAGGGGACGAGAGUCGAGCCGAAGGAUACGAGUAUCAAAGAAGCAAUCCAGUUCUCCAAGAAUUAUCAACCAGAUGCUUUUCUAGCAGUUGGUGGUGGCUCAGUUAUCGACACCGCCAAACUCAUGAACCUAUAUACCUGUUAUCCAGAUGCCGAUUUUAUGGAUUUCGUAAACGCACCCCUUGGUAAAGGUAGACCUAUAGAUAAGACCCUCUUGCCUCUCAUAGCCGUUCCCACCACCGCCGGAACCGGCUCCGAAACAACCGGUACCGCCAUCUUCGAUCUCGUCUCUCACAAAGCCAAAACAGGUAUCGCGCACAGAAAUCUCAAACCCCUCCUCGGUAUAUGCGACCCUCUCAAUACACGCACCAUGCCGUCUGCAGUCCACGCUAGCUCAGGAUUAGACGUUCUCUGUCACAGUUUGGAAAGUUGGACGGCAAUCCCCUAUUAUGAGAGGACGCCCCGUCCUCAAAAUCCUAUCAUGAGACCGGCGUACCAGGGUGCCAAUCCGAUUAGUGAUAUAUUUUCUCUGCAGGCGUUGAAGAGUACGGCGAAGUAUUUGCCACGUGCGACGAAAGAUCCGGAGGAUUAUGAGGCGCAGAGUCAGAUGCUUUUGGCGGCUACUUUGGCGGGUGUGGGGUUUGGUAAUGCGGGGGUGCAUUUGUGUCAUGGAAUGUCCUACCCAAUAUCCGGACAAAAUCCCGGCUACACGCACCCAGGCUACGUAACCAAAACCCCCAUCAUUCCCCACGGCGUAUCCGUUGCCGUUUCCGCGCCCGCCGUCUUCCGCUUCACCGGAGCCUCGAACCCGGAACGCCAUCUCCAAGCCGCCGAAUGUUUCGGUGUCGAUAUCUCGAAUGUGAAGAAGGAAAGUGCGGGUGCGGUCUUGGCAGAAGCGUUGGAGAAGUUUCUCGAGGAGUUGGGUGAUCAGCCGAGGGGGUUGAAGGAUUUGGGCUUCAAGAGGGAACAUAUUGAUGGGUUGAUUGAGGGCACUUUGCCCCAGAAGAGAGUCCUGAUGUUGGCGCCGAAUUUGGCCGAGGAGGUGGGGGAGGAGAGGGAACAGUUGAGAGGACUUUUUGAGGAUGCUAUGGGGGAUUGA